AUGAGGACCCGUAGAACACCCACCGAUCGCGCUCUUGGUCACUCUCUUUACGGCAGUCUCUUCUCGCAGGUUACUAUAUGCGGUCGUACCUUUAGGUGUGUGGGGCUGUUCCUACGCUCGCUCGCCACGUCUGAGAAUGGUCAAGUCUCUACAGGAGGCAUUAGAGGUUCCUGGAGUGUUGGAGGAACUUCGACAACACCCUGGGACCUUCAGUUCCGCUUCCGUGAUGGGGCCAAGUUACGUGUAAUGGCACUGCCCUCGGCUACCUAUUUAGACGUCGUCAUCCGAGAGGGACGGGAUUCCUUUGAGGGGCCUUUGAAGAAACUCCUCGACCUGCUCUCCCAUUCUCUUAACUUCACAUAUACGAUAACGAAGCCCCCCGAUGGUCGCUGGGGUGGGAAGUUCCCAAACGGAACCUGGAACGGUUUAAUAGGAGCCACCAUUAGAAAUGAGACAGACCUCGUCCUUGGUCCCAUGUCGAUGUCGAAAGAGCGAAAAAAUGUCGUCGACUUCUGUUACCAGUUAGAUAUAAGCGGCUUGUCCCUGAUAGCAAGGAAGGGUAGUCUCGAGGUGGAUCCCUGGGCCUUUCUGUCGGCGCUGUCCCUGUCGACGUGGCUUCUCCUGUUGCUGGCCCUGCUGGCGUCAGGUACCGCCCUGGUAGUGCUGGGUCUCUCGCGGUGGGCCAGAGGGCGUUACCCAUUCUCGCAGGCGGUUUUGACUGAUCUCCUGAGAAUUCUUGUGCAACAAGGUUCGUGGCUCUUGCUGUCAACAUUGCUGGUCUGGGCGUACAGUUCCACCGUGACCUCCGCCUUCGCUGUGCGCUUCGCUUCCCGUCCGAUCCAGAGCGUCAGGAACAUUUUGGAUGACGGUCGUCUUGUCGCUGCCGUGGGAGAAGCGACCAUCUAUGCCGACCUCAUAGAGGAAGAAGAAACGGAAGUAUUUAAGAUGUUGGCUGAUUUAAGGAGGCAAGGGCGGUUGAUCUACAAGCCAGCGCCGUUUAAAAUAGGGAUGGGCGAUUACGUGUUCCUCCAGCAUGAGACAUCGGCUGAUUUCGAAAUGGCCGUGGAGUACUUGAAAUCAGGAAAGUGUGAAUUCUACAAAGCGAAAAAACGUCUUAUGUAUUUACCAGAAGCUAUGGUCGUUCCAAAGGGCAGUCCUCUCCUACAGGCUAUUAAUCACAGUCUAGGACCUGAUUCCCAAUCUUUGGACAGUCAAUACCCCAGAAACUCUUUAGUACCAGCCACGCUGUGGAGGCUAGAGAUGUCUGGAAUCUUCAGGAAAUGGAGAAAGGAUGCUUUUCUCUUGCCAAACGUGUGCUCUCGUUCCCCAGAGAAGAUACUUGUCAAGGAAAAACUCAAGUACAAUAGCAUACGGUAUAUACGAGGUCAGAGUCAGCUUACAGAGCACAAAGGGUCCUAUGUUGAGGGUAUGUUGAUGGUACUAGCAAGUGGUCUCAUGGCUGGUCUGAUCGUUUUCCUCCUUGAGAUAAAAGUAGCAGACAUCAAUUAA
Messenger RNA from Penaeus indicus, 1509 nucleotides. Its product is annotated as probable glutamate receptor. Gene Ontology annotation, molecular function: ligand-gated monoatomic ion channel activity. The coding region runs from base 1 to 1509 and encodes 502 amino acids. Gene Ontology annotation, cellular component: membrane. The record is from RefSeq and is a predicted model, not a curated record. Lineage: Eukaryota; Metazoa; Arthropoda; Malacostraca; Decapoda; Penaeidae. The transcript has 14 exons.